AGUAUAUUCCUUUUAAUAUAGAUAUUGUGUAAUAAAAAAAAACAUGGCGGUUCUCCUAGUGGUAACGAAUUGGGAUCAUAUUGCUGACACAGGUAUAAAGACUGGAUGGUACUUACCGGAAGUGGCACAUCCGUAUUAUGUGUUGAAAGAACAUGGUGUGCCGAUGACAAUAUGCAGUCCAAAGGGCGGAUUUGCACCUAUGGAUCCCAGCAGUGGUGAAGCGUUUAAAGAUGAUCCAGAAUGUAAACGUCUUCUCGCCGAUGACGACGUACAAAAACAGCUUAAAAACACGGUCGCUGCAAAAGAUGUGGAUCCUUCAAAGUUUAAAGCAAUUGUUUUCACUGGUGGUCAUGGACCGAUGUUUGAUUUUCCGGAUAGCGUAGAGUUGAACAAGGCAGCAGCUGACAUUUAUGAAGCAGGAGGUAUUGCUGCUGCAGUGUGUCAUGGGACUGCUGGAUUGGUUAAUACAAAACUUAAAGAUGGUACCUAUUUAGUCAAGGGCCAUAAAGUAACUAGCUUCACGAAUUCCGAAGAAAUUUCUAUCAAAUUGAUGGAUCCAAUGCCGUUUGCGUUGGAAACAAGGCUUAAAGAACACGGUGCUGACUUCGUGGAUGGGGGUGAUUGGCAGAAAAAUGUUCAAGUUUCUGGACGUGUUAUUACUGGUCAGAAUCCUGCUUCUGCUACAGGAUUGGGUGAAGCAAUUGCAAAGAAACUAAAAGAACUCUGAACGACCAAUCAGCUACUUUAGAAAACGCUAAUUGACCAAUCAAAACACGCACUGAUGGAUUACACUUGCACAUCUACUAUUUGCUUAUUAUUUAUUUUUGCUUCGUUAUUUUAGUAAGAACACACUUGACAUACUGA
This is a messenger RNA of Hydractinia symbiolongicarpus, 864 nucleotides long. RefSeq lists its product as uncharacterized. NCBI's taxonomy places the organism in Eukaryota, Metazoa, Cnidaria, Hydrozoa, Anthoathecata, Hydractiniidae. Bases 44 to 727 code for a protein of 227 amino acids. The record is from RefSeq and is a predicted model, not a curated record. The transcript is spliced from 3 exons.